CCCUGACUGCAAAAUCAUUGAGAUUACUGAUAUAUUCGGAAUGAACAUUUAUUAUCAUCUUAAAAAUGAUGAAAAAUUACCUGCUAAUGCCCUAAAUAGUUUUAAUAUUCUUAUGCAGUCUGCGAGAUAUAAUGAAUUGGAUCUAAUAUCAUAA
Racocetra persica is the source of this 154-nucleotide messenger RNA. Lineage: Eukaryota; Fungi; Glomeromycota; Glomeromycetes; Diversisporales; Gigasporaceae. The record is from the annotation of a GenBank genome assembly.